AUGACCGACUCCGAAUUACUCGCUUUUGUCCGAAAGCCUGGUGUUUUCACUGCACUCGAAGCAGAACAUGACCGCCCAGGUUGGCGCAACUGGGCAUCUGAUCUUCUCCUCCUCGUCGGUCGCGAAGGCUGUGGGUCCCAUGCCUGCUCACCCAACGCAUACGACUGUCGCAUCUCCCCCGACACCAUGGGAUGCGAGGCCUGCGUCGCGUCUUUAACCCGAUGUCCUUAUCUCAUAGAUUUCAUCGCGCAAAGAGUCCGAGACCACACCGCGCUCACUGGACGCUCUUUACAAGCGUUCAUGGAUUCAUACGAACGCUGGCGUCUUCUCGCCAUCGAGCACCCAGGCGUUCCCACCCUAAUAUCUCGCGCAACUCGAGGCUUCACUUUGUUCGACGACAAGGCCUCUAAUAUUCGCAACCUUGCCGGAUCGCUUCCCGGUCAAAUUGAGCGCCUGCGUGCAAUUGUCACGGAAUUACGCGUUUCCUAUUUCGACCUGUGCGCCAACUACACUCCCCUCCUUCUACGAACUACCAAUCUGUCGACUACAACCGCUGAAGUCCACGCCCUUCUCCUUCAGCUUUCAUCCAGUCUUCCUCCUCACCUUGAAGGUCCCGCGUUGCCCUUGCUGUCCGAAGCUAUCGCCAUGCUGGAAUCUUCAAUGCAAUCCGACACGACAUCGUUCCAGUCUCCUUAA
Coprinopsis cinerea okayama7#130 is the source of this 696-nucleotide messenger RNA. RefSeq lists its product as hypothetical. The coding region runs from base 1 to 696 and encodes 231 amino acids. The transcript has 3 exons. Lineage: Eukaryota; Fungi; Basidiomycota; Agaricomycetes; Agaricales; Psathyrellaceae. The record is from RefSeq and is a predicted model, not a curated record.